Pelodiscus sinensis (Chinese soft-shelled turtle) is the source of this 2006-nucleotide messenger RNA. NCBI's taxonomy places the organism in Eukaryota, Metazoa, Chordata, Testudines, Trionychidae. The record is from RefSeq and is a predicted model, not a curated record.
GGGGCGGCGCUCGCUACGGCCAGAGCUGGUGCCGUGACAGCUGCCUUGUUUCACGUCUCCCAAGUCUCUGUCAGACACGGGCCUGGUCCCAACCUCGCCGAGAGCCAAAGCCACUUAGGGUAACGCUCCCUAGGUUCGAUGGGCCUAGUCCCUAGGGUUUGCUGAAGCCAAUCACCUUGGGGUGGAUCUCCCCCGAGACAGGGGGCCUGGACUCAUGGAGAUCUAUCCACCACCUUGCUGAGGGGGUGGGUGGGGACAGCGUUGGUGCUAUAUCUCGGGGGCAGGGUUUCUCCCACGGAAGAGCAGGAUGUGGGGGCAGGCCGAGUACCCUGAGGUGCCUUGAAGAUGUGCGAGAUAGAAGCACCCUGGGCACGAUGUCGUCUUCCUCCAGCACAAACGUCUCCUCUUCCUCCUCCACUUGUGUAAGUGACAAUGAAAGUAAAAUAAACCUCUUACUCGGCACCAGCUCCUCCGACCUGCUCCCAGGGCCACAUGCUGAAGAUUUCGCCAAGGAGCUGUCCUGCCCUCUGUGCCUGGAGUGGUUUAAGGGGCCAGUAAUUUUGCCUUGUGGCCACAACCUCUGCAAAACUUGUAUUGAGGAUGUUUGGGGCAAGGAGCAAGUCCGCCUCUGCCCCGAGUGCCGAGCAGAGUGCCCGGACGGGCAAUACAUCAAGAACAUCGUGCUGGAAAAACUAGUGGAAAAGAUCAAGGGCUUUCACGUGGGGAAAUACCAGCAAAAGUGCAGCGAACACGGGGAGCCGCUCAAGCUGUUCUGGAAGACGAACGGGAAGCUGGCCUGCUUUCUCUGCAGAGAUGCCCAGAACCCCGAAGAUCAAGCCUCCCAGUUCCUCCUCCUCCCGGACGCAGUGCAGCUCUAUGCGGAGAAGCUGGUCUCCACCAGAACACAGCUGGAGGCCAUCGUGCAGCAGCUAGCGAUGCUGAAGACUGCUCAGCAAGAGAAGAUCUCCUGUCACAAAAAGAAUAAAUUUAAUCUUCAGCAGCACAUUUCCUUAGAGUUUCUGAAGCUCCACCAAUUCCUUCACGGAAGGGAGAAAAGAUUAAUGAAUGAGCUGCAAGAGGAGGGGAAAACUCUCCUCCUAGAAAUGGAGGCGAAUCUAAACAAGCUCCAGGAAAAGUGGCACCGAGCCAAGGAGACGGUCUUACGCAUUCAGUCCCGGCUCUACCAGCACACUUCUAUCAACUUCCUUACAGGCAUAAAAACCUUCAUGGAACACUUGGAGCAAAAAUCAGCCACCUUAUCUGUGGGUGAACUCGUCAGCCGCGAACUGAGCAUGGGACAGUUCAAGGGUCCAAUUCAAUACACCAUAUGGAAGGAAAUGAAAUCCAGCCUCAAACCAGGCCUUUCAUUGGUGACUCUGGACCCGAAGACAGCCCAUCCAAACCUGGUUCUCUCUGAGGAUCUGCGCUGUGUGAAACACGAUGACAUAAAGCAAACGCUCCCAGAUACCCCCGAGAGGUUUGAUUCCAGCGUUGCUGUCUUGGGAUCCAAAGGAUUCACUUCUGGAAAACAUUAUUGGGAAGUGGAGGUGGAGAACAAGACCAAAUGGACUUUGGGGGUGGUCAAGGAGUCCAUCAGCCGGAAAGGGAACAUGACGUUAUCACCCAACGAUGGAUUCUGGCUUAUAAGGCUCAGGGACAGGAAUAAGUUCAAAGCUUUGGACAUACCUGCGAGAGGUCUGACCCUGAGCACUGGUCUGUCUAAGAUCGGGGUUUAUCUGGAUUAUGAAGGGGGACAGGUGUCCUUUUAUGAUGCCAAUAAGAUGUUCCAUAUCUACACUUUCAUGGACAAGUUCACAGAAACGAUUUACCCGUACUUCUGUCCCUGCUUGAAUGACUCCAGUGAGAACAGCGAACCACUGAAAAUCUUCUUCUUCAUCAUAUAGGUGCAGAUUCGCUGGCGGCUCCCCUUGUGAAGCAGGUUUCCUUAGACACCAAUGGGUCUGCAACAAGGCUCAUAGAAUUAGUAAAUGUGUCUUUUGUAAAAA